UCCCAUCACUAGUAGCACGUCACAACUGUUAGAUGGUCUUCGCAAGCGCUGGGUGUUUGUUUCUUUACGACCCACAAUCUGUGUUACACCCACAGCUUGCUACUAUUUAGGCUAGUUAGAGGUAGCCUAGCUAGCUUAUAGUAACGUGCAGCUACCUAAUGAAACGUUAUAUACUUGCGUAUUGAGAAAUGUUUAUUACACUUAAUGGUGAUUUAUCAGUUUGUAGCCACCGCUGCUGUUAUUUCUGGACGUUUUGUUUUGCUGUAUUUUGUCCGGCGUUUUCACCGUUAGUCUCCUCCCGUUGGGUUCGCUUUAGCACCACCAUGAGCUAAUAAGUAGCCAUCUUACUUUGAGGGUAUAUGGGUGUCAUAAUUAGCAGUAACUUCACCGGGUGAACUUCAAGGACACGUCAAGGUUCUGUAUAUUCGUCUCUGGGUUUUGGGGGUUGUGAUGUCUGAGCCCACCCCAAAGACACCCACCCCUGCUGGAGACACGUAUAAGGGAUGGGUGUUCAAGUGGACAAACUACAUCAAGGGUUACCAGAGGAGGUGGUUCGUCUUAAGCAAUGGCUUGUUGUCCUAUUACAGGACCCAGGCUGAAAUGGGCCACACGUGCCGCGGCACCAUCAACUUGGCGACAGCGACCAUCACAGUGGACGACGCGUGUAAUUUUGUCAUCUCUAUUGGCGGCGCACAGACGUAUCACCUGAAAGCCAGCUGUGAGGUGGAACGCCAGCGCUGGAUUACAGCGCUUGAGCUGGCCAAAGCCAAAGCGGCCCGUAUUCAGGCAGAAUCGGAUGACUCUGGCGAUGACCCUUCCCCAUCAUCCCCUCCCGCGGCUCCUGGACAAGGAGGGGGAUCACAGAAUUCCGAAGUCCAGUCGACGCUGAGAACCUUAGGAAGCAAAGUGGAAGAUUUGAGCACAUGCAAUGACCUCAUCUCAAAGCACGGCUGCGCUCUGCAGAGGUCUUUAUCGGAAUUGGACAGUUUACGUUUGACUGGCGAGGCAGGGGAUAAGAUUCGUCAGGUGACCGAAAGGGCCACCCUGUUCCGCAUCACCUCCAAUGCCAUGAUAAAUGCGUGCAGAGACUUUCUGGCCCUGGCUCAGGCCCAUAGCAAGCGAUGGCAGAAGGCCCUGCAGGUUGAGCGAGAGCAGCGGGUGAGGCUGGAGGAGACUUUAGAGCAGCUGGCCAAGCAGCACAACCACCUGGAAAGAGCGUUUAGGGGAGCUGCCCAGCCCAACGCCAACAAUAAAGUUGGUGCUGUUCAAGGGGAGGCCAGCGAUGAGGACGAUGAAAACGAGUUCUUUGAUGCUGUUGAGGAGGCGCCUGAGUUCAUCACGGUUCCCGCAGAUCCUCACUUCCAUAAGAGGUCGAGUAGUAACGCUAGUGGGUUCAACAGCGAAAUGUGCUCGGAUGAUCAGUCGCUCAACGAGGAACCUCUUGCAAUGAGCCAGGAGGCGCCCUCGCAGGAACUGGUGCCCCUGAAGAAGAGGCGUAAACGCAUUCCAGACAAACCUAACUACUCUCUCAACUUGUGGAGCAUCAUGAAGAACUGCAUUGGCAAAGAGCUGUCAAAGAUCCCCAUGCCUGUGAACUUUAAUGAGCCCAUCUCCAUGCUACAGCGGCUGUCGGAGGAUCUGGAGUACCACGAGCUGCUGGACAAGGCUGCCAAGUGCCACAGCUCGCUGGAGCAAAUGUGCUACGUCGCCGCCUUCUCAGUGUCCUCCUACUCCACCACUGUCCACCGAACGGGCAAGCCCUUCAACCCCUUGCUGGGCGAGACGUAUGAGCUCGACCGCCGGAGAGAGAGCGGCUAUCGCUCCCUCUGUGAGCAGGUCAGUCACCACCCACCGGCCGCAGCCCAUCAUGUGAUCUCAGACCGAGGCUGGACUCUGAGGCAGGAAAUUACAGUGGCCAGCAAAUUCAGGGGCAAAUAUCUCUCUAUCAUGCCAUUAGGCACAAUCCAUGCCACCUUUGAGAAGAGCAACAAUCACUACACCUGGAAGAAAGUUACCACCACAGUGCACAACAUAAUCGUUGGGAAACUCUGGAUCGAUCAGUCAGGAGAGAUUGACGUAGUGAACCACACCACUGAAGACCGCUGCCAUUUGAAGUUUGCACCUUACAGUUACUUUUCUAGAGACGUCGCCAGAAAAGUAACUGGUGUGGUGAUGGACAAGACGGGCAAGGCCCACUAUGUGUUGUCGGGCACGUGGGAUGAGAAAUUGGAGUUCUCCAGGGUGAUGCAAAGCAGCCGAGGAGGAGGAGGAGGUGACAACGGCUCCGAGGGCAAACAGAAGACCGUCUACCAGACCUUAAAAGCAAGAGAGCUUUGGAAAAAGAAUCCUUUACCUGAGGGAACUGAGACUAUGUACUACUUCACUGACUUGGCGCUCACGUUGAACGAGCCUGAGGAGCCCGUAGCGGCCACCGACAGUAGGCGCCGCCCCGAUCAGCGCCUGAUGGAGGACGGCCGCUGGGAUGAGGCCAACGCCGAGAAGCAGCGUCUGGAGGAGAAGCAGCGCAUCGCCCGACGGGAGCGUGAACGGGAGGCUCUCAGCCAGCGCUCCUCCAGCCAGUCCGAUGAAGCUGUCGAUGAGGAAUCUCUUACUGAUCCGUCACUGAAAUGUGGACCCCACGACAACUACAACGCCCUUUGGUUCGAGCGCUGUCAGGACCGCAUUACAGGUGAGCAGAUUCACAUCUACAAGGGAGGCUACUGGGAAGCAAAGGAUCGCGGCUGCUGGGAGGGCUGCCCGGACAUAUUUUGACCCCAGCCUUGACUGAAAAAAGGUUUGCCUACCAGCCCCAUCAAGUGGACAAUUCCCCCAUCUCUGUUCUAAGAGACCUCCCAGGAGGACAGUUGCUGCUUUCUGACCAAGAGAGUUGUGUCCCCAGUUGAGGGCAGCGGCGCCUCUUGGUUGGAGGACAUCACCCAUCCCCUAUAAGUGAGUAGUGCUUCCAUAGCCAUUGUAGACUAUUCUCUUAAUGCGAUAACAUAAUGUUUCCUCUUCAAUUAUAUGCUUAAAACACUUAAUAUAUAAACUCUAAAUAUAUAUGAUGAUAAUAAUAAUAAAUGUUACAAAUUUGGUGGCCUUCAUGAAUUUAAGGGAACAUUUCUGGUGUAAUAUUUUUGUGUUUUAAUGUGUCUUCCACCACAUUUGUUUUGGUGUAGAUUUGAAUAAUUUUUGUUUUUGUCAAAAGAAGACCUCGCCUUUUCACCCACUGAAUAUUGCGACACAAAUGAAUUCUAUUUUGAAUCGGUUGUCAAAAAACAUUUUAAAGCGAAUACUUGUUUUUAAGUGUGUGAUCAAUGUCAGCUAACAUACUGUACACCAAAAAAUGCGAGUUGUUUUUUGUUUGUAAGUGUACUUAAAAAUGACAAAGGCAAAAAAAGCAUUAUGAAUAAAUCAUAUUUUAUAAAUGUAUAGAAAGUCCAUAUGUAUUUGAAAACUGAGGUUAUUUUUUGCUUCCAAAGUGAACGGUCUUCAAUUUCAGAGAGGGGAAAAUAAGGGAGAUUCCAUAAUAUUGUUUGGUAUUUUGUAGGAAAAAAAUGCCAAAUACAAUCUAUAAUAAAUGCUGUAAUGUAAACAGUUAUUUAUACCCUGUUUUGAUUGCACCAUGACUAUUUGUUUUUGUAAGAUUUAAGCCUUAAACUACUGGCCAAAAUUAACAUGCUUAUGGGAAAAAAUAUUUUAUGCCAGUAGGGCUGAACUGAAUCAAAAAUAAUAUAAUAAUAAUAAUGAUGCAGUAUUGUUAGCAGAAAUACAAAAAGACUCCAUACAUUCAUUUGAAAGAACACAAUAUAGCUGGGUUGGACGUGUCGUCACGUCCUUUUGUUGUUGGUUUUGACUGAAGCACAUGGGGAGUCAAACAAGCGUACAGUAUUUGUAGCAAGAAGUCAAGUGAUAGCAGAGUGAGAAAAUGCACCAUACACACGCUGUUCCCACAAGGGGAAAUGGUUCCGGUAGGGGUUUUAAAAACAUGUUGUUCCAGAGUUCCUAAAAUAAUCCACUAAGGGAAAAAAGUUUUUCUAACAACCUGACAAACCCAGCAAAAAGUGGCUGCUGUCUUAAACCUGUUGCUCUUGCCAAGUGGAGCCACAUCUGAUACAAUCAAGUUUUCAGGGAAAACUUUGGCAACGUCUGUAUGAACUUGAAAAUAAACUGUAAAAGUCUGUUUGAUUUAUUUACUUUUCUUAAUCUACAUAUAUUUACAUAUGAGUUGGUUUAAUUUUUGUAUGUUAUGUUAAUGCUGUCAAAUAAUUUUUUAAUCCACUUUUGAAUUUGGCCCAAUCACAGGUUAUUACUCGCUUAUUACAAUUUCAAUUAACUUGAAAAAGACCGUAAUAUUUGGACAAAAAUACAACUUCAUUGUCAGAAUGUUGUUUUUUUCAUACCAUACCAGCUUUAUCUACUUGAAUGCAUGUUAUUUAUUUGCUCAAAACUUGAUAACAGUUUUAUCUGAAGUACCGAUCGGGUGUAUUUUGAAGUUAAAUUUGUCAGUGACCCCACCAGUCGGCAUCUCCUCAUUCAUCUUUGGCCUGAUCACUGACCUAAUAGGAACUUGUGACAUCUUCUUCAGUAACUAUCCGCUGUCAAGGUAAAAGAGUAUGUGCACACAAAAUUAAUUGCGUUAUUUAUCUGCGUAUAUACAUACAUCAUUGUUACGAUAAUUCUUUAGUCUAUGAGGUAACUUAUUUUUAUCAAUCUUAAUUUAUCGGUGGUAAUAAGUGUUUAUGGUGCAACGAUUAGCAUCAAGAAAACCUGGCUAAAUAUAUUGUUUAUUUAUUAAUUUGAACGGUUAUCGAAGUGAAUUUUGAGAAGCGAUUCACAGUAACUAUCUUAUCCAUCUGCUAAUUAGUACUCAUUGUUCAUGUGAAACAGCUGUUCAAAAGACUCAAUCUUUCAGCUUGCGUAAAGCUGCUGUUUUAGAUAUCUAUGUCUAUAACGCAUCACAUUUCUUGAACCCUCCAGCGAGCUACUUGGAAAGGCGCUGCAAGCUACUGGUAGCUUUUGAGUGACUGUUUGAAAAGGACUGAUCUAACCCCAUAUAUUGUUUCCUGUUAAGUAGUUGUUCAACCAGUUCAGAGUUAAAGCUGUAUCAUUCUAAUUUGUCUAUUAGGAUAUUGUGGUUGACUGUAUCAAAUGUUUUUUCAAGAUCAAUAAAUACUGCAGCUUUACACAGUUUAUGGCAGUGGUUGUUUCUUGUUUAAAUGAUUGCCAUCGAUGUUCAUGUUCUUACUGUAUUCAUAUUGGCUAUUGCAAAGUAGUGUGUUUUAUAAAUUCAUCUAAUCUGUAGGGAAACAAAAACAAUAUUUUCGGAUCAAUGCACUUUUUUGUAAACAAUUUAAAAACCUAUAAAUAUAACACAAAACAAUGUAACAGUACGUCAAAACAGGGGGGGCUUUGGGGGCCAAAAGUCAGGAUUUGAAUGAGAACCAAAAUGUAGUUUUUGUUUUUGUUAGUUAUUGUACACUGCAAUAUUGACUUUAUUUUGCUAAAAUUAUUCCCUGUUAUGUAAUAAACAGUAGUAACUUUUUUGUUGAUCUUGUUACAUUGUCUUUUAAUGUUGUACAGCAGGGGUGCCCACACUUUUUCAGCAGGCGUGCUACUUUUUAAAUGACCAGGUUUUUCUGUCUUGCCUCUUGGUGAGGGUGGUCGCAUUUUUCCCUGCUCCUCCUCCUUCCCGCUUGCUUUCUUGUGUCCUUGUCUUUGUCUGAACUUUUUUGAAGCCUCUUUUCUUGAGCUGUCCUCAAAUCUAAACAUCAAAAUGAAUUUGAUCAACUGGACUCUUGACGCAAUUGACACAGUCUUUUCGACAAGGAAAAGAGGUUCGGGGGAGCCUGGCUGCUCUGAUGGAACCAUUGCUGCGGGGUACGUGAGAGAUUCCUGGAAUACUUGGAGAAUCAUGUGCCUCUCAGUCCUUUCCAUCGAGGACGUGGAAGACAUCUACCUAUUUUGGAGCUGUGAUCGCAGGGCAUUUGCUGAUUGGGCUGGGCAUUGCUCUGGUGUAUCGUCAAAUUCGGAAGACGAUUGCAGCCACUCAAGGGGCCAACAGGCUGUUCAACGCAAUGGAAGGAUUGGGUCGUGCUGUGGGAUCACAGACUGGAGCGAUUGCUGAUUUGAAUCGCAAAAUGGAUUCCAUCUUGAUGAAGUUUGCAGAGAAAGAAUAAAUUGGAAUUGUCGAAGCCAGCACACAAGAGCAGGAAUGUCAUUGUUUUGACUGCUCGAAGAAAAAACAACAUCUUAAUCUACGAUUUGACUCCCUCGAAUGGCCUUGAGGAACAGGCUGUUUGAAAACACUCCCCUGAGGACUCCUCAAAGAUGGACGCUUUUGACCUUCCCUUUUUUUCAAAAGCACCUGGGUCGGACUCUUGAACUCUUGAACUUUUGGGGCCGGCCUCGGCCCAUAAAGACAAUUCCAACAUCUCACCCAAGUUAAUUGGGCAUACAUGCACGCACACGCCCCUCCCCAAAUCAACGCCUUCACCACUGCUUAAUUCCUCCGGGGUUGUGGGGGCUGAGUAGCGCUCAACAGCGGCUGCCGGCCUCCAGGGUCCUGUUGGAUGACUCUGUUGCGAGUUGUUGUGAUUACAUGUACCAUGUGUAUGUGUGCCAUGCUAUGUGAGGUUUUUUCCUCGGACUCAGUCUGGACCACUCCUGAGGGUCCAGCCUCAGACUGAUAUUUUUUUUACUCUUCCCCCUUUCCCAAUGUCACCUUUUUCCCACCUUUUUAAGGAGAGCCCUAAGUGGCUGAUUCGUUGGCGGUCCCGUCUUGUCCCCCUGUAACGUAUGUCUGCUCUUAGCGGGAUUGUGCCGAAAAUGUAAUCUCAGUUCUUAUGUG
Molecule: messenger RNA, 6847 nt
Organism: Entelurus aequoreus (snake pipefish)
Lineage: Eukaryota; Metazoa; Chordata; Actinopteri; Syngnathiformes; Syngnathidae
Product: oxysterol-binding protein 1-like
Exons: 17
Coding region: 451-2772 (773 amino acids)
Cellular component (GO): intracellular membrane-bounded organelle; membrane; cytosol
Molecular function (GO): sterol binding
Source: RefSeq, a predicted model, not a curated record